AUGGAAAAGAGUGAGAAAUUAAAGGAACUGAUUUUUCCUGAAGAAAAAGGGAGACAGAAAUUGUCACAUGACUGUGAUGUCUGUAAAAAGUCCUUCUCUCAAAAGGCUUACUUAAAUAAGCACAAACGUAUUCAUACGGGAGAGAGAAACCAUUCAUUCCUGCGACAUUUGUGGGCAGGGCAGAAACCAUUUGACUGUGACAUCUGUGGUAAAUCAUUCUCUCGAAAUUAUAACUUGACUGUACACAAACGAUCUCCAGGUUUCCGAGACAAACAACCAGUGCAGAUUUUUCGUUUGGUUAUUACUGAAAACAACCUGAUUGCAAUAUACGACAGGAAAAAAAAACACAUUAAGAAUUCACAUUUGAUGGUCAUCUCUUGGAUUCUAUCAAACUGA
This is a messenger RNA of Octopus sinensis (East Asian common octopus), 396 nucleotides long. Its product is annotated as endothelial zinc finger protein induced by tumor necrosis factor alpha-like. Gene Ontology annotation, molecular function: RNA polymerase II cis-regulatory region sequence-specific DNA binding; DNA-binding transcription factor activity. Gene Ontology annotation, biological process: regulation of transcription by RNA polymerase II. Bases 1 to 396 code for a protein of 131 amino acids. The transcript has 3 exons. The record is from RefSeq and is a predicted model, not a curated record. NCBI's taxonomy places the organism in Eukaryota, Metazoa, Mollusca, Cephalopoda, Octopoda, Octopodidae.